AUGUCAAGGAGAGCACGAGCUGCUUUUGACGCUGUACGCCUUAGCCUCACAAGAUCAGCAGUAGCUCCAUCUUUCUCCAUCUCAGCCUCGACACGGCCAUAAGCUUCUCUCACAGCAUCAAACAAGGUCUUCCUCUCGUCGAUUAUUGGUUCCUCGAUAUUCUCAGCUUCAACUUCCCUCAUGUCGAUAUCCAUCCCAUUCUCCGUGGAAUACUCGGGUGCAAGAGGAGGACGUUCAAUCGCCUCGACUCCAUCACUUUCAGCAAUAUGCAGCUCCGCCUCACUGUUUUCGGGAAUAGCGACAGUUGUUGAUGCAGCGGGUACCGUGGAGUUCUGUCGAAGAAAUUCUAGAUCAACAUCCUCCUGCACCUCCACGGGUUCCGUCAAAGACUCCUGCUUUGAAAGUGAAUCUUGAACAAGCGUGGGCGUUGUAUCAGACUUCAGAUGCUCACGAGCGAAUUGCGACAGUGUUCGAAACGCUGUUUCGAUCCGUGGUUUCUUGAUGUUCAACAAAGACACUUCACGACGGGACUUAGAAGCAAGAUCACAAAUCUUGACGAUGCCUUGCGCUUCUAGUGAUUUACGCGCCGCUAUCGCACUGCUAGUAGAUGAUAUAGAUAGAAGUCUUCCAACUAUUCUUCCUAUAGACUCCUGGCAGUCUGCAAGACGAGGGAAUAUUGGCUCGUCAUCAGCGGAGCUAGCAGAGUCCGCUUCGCUUUUGACUGGAGAAGCGGCGAUGCUUUCAUUGGGUAAAGCGGCUACCUUCGAAACCUGUUCAAAUGUCGUCUGAAGAUGGAAAAAUGGUCGCCUUGGUGUGGGUUUCUUCAUCACUCCCUUCGGGGAUACAGGAAUAUGAUCAUCUAAUGCGAUCACUUUGACAGGAUCAUCAUUAACAGCAUGAGGUUCAUUAUUCUCCAGGGCAUCUCCAAAAUGUACUCUUCGAAGCUUCUUCUCAGCUGUAGAGGGGCUAUCCACCUUCUUCAAUAUCCCAGGUGUUCCGGAAAUUUUUUGAACCAAAGUAUGAAUGGGUGUAGCAGCGAUUUUCUCUGUUUCCGUAUUCUGUUUUUCUGGUGUCUCAGUGACGGCUGUUUCCAGAUUUUUUUCGUCUGAGCUUCCAUCUGCACUUCUUCUUUUCGAAUCGAUGACAUUCAAAACUUCGUCUAUUUCCCGUAAAAUAGGAGUUUCAUUAUUUUGCUGAGCAAUCUCUUCUUGACUGAGUGGAGGUGGCGUCUUUGGAGCCGACAAUUCCUUCGGUAUUUCCUCAUCGACCACCUUGCCAGAGGAUUCCUUUAUCUUUGUACUUGGUGACUGCAAUGUUCUUUUCUCCUUCUCAGUAAUCUUUAUGGAUUCCCUUCUUUUCUGGGCCACGUAUUUGGACGGAUUGCUCUUUUUUCUUGAACGACGGCACCCCAAGGGCGCAUCGUUCUCCACGUUCUCAUCACUGUCAUUCUCUACGGUCUGUGCAGUUGACUCUCUACUGGAAACCUCAUCGGCGAUGGAGCUGUAGCAAGCAGUUUGCAAAUCCGACAAUUUUCGCGACAUUUCAACUUCGUUAGAAUUCUCGUUUCGAGAGGCGACAUUGGACACAGGGCUGGAUAAGCUAUUUUCGCAGUGUUGUAUCUGAUCAAAAUUUAGUUUCAACUUCGGUUUCCUCCUCGAGCUAGUCUUCUCCUCAACAACUUUUUCAGCUUUGACAUCUACCAUUGGAGAUACAGACGGUGCAGCUUCUUUCAACAAUAGGCCUUGCUCUCGCUCAAUCUGAUCCUCUACCACCAUUGUGUCGUCCGACAUAGCUUUAUCGUUUUUUGCAGGGCAGUUAGAGAUUGACUGCGAUAGCUCCACGUCAAACUCCGAUGGCAAAUGGGCAAUUACCGCCGAGUUUUGAGAAUCUUCGUCCAAAAAAGGCAUUCGAUCUCUCUUUUCACUGAACAUCUCUCGCUGCCGAUCAGUUAGUUUCAUCUUCUUGGCUGAUUCGCUGGAGGCGAUAGGUACAUAGUCAACAGAGUCUUCGUCGAGGAGGCCACCACGUAUCCUUCGUUUAGUUCGUGGUGUAGCUAUUUGACGGGAGGGAGUGAUUUCUUCUGGUUUGCGAGACUCAGCAAAGAGGUUUUCUUUGGAGUCGACAUUCCUGGGUUUUCCGUCACUUUUCUCCAUAGCGAUGGAUUCCCUCUUAGGUACCUUUGUUUCCUUUGUAUUGGCAUUGACUUGACUUCUCCUCUUUCCAAUCUGAGAACUCGAACCAGCUACAGGAGUGUAGCUAUGAAGAACGACUUCGCAAUGUUCAGAAUUUUCUUCGAUUUUUGCAGAUCUCCUUGUCCUACGAGGACGAGAACUCGAUUGCGAUGCACUCGAAGUCGAACUGAACGACGCAUCUUCGUCGCCAGAGAGAGCACAUCCACUGGACUCGUCAACUUUGAAAAACCCAGGAACGCUGAUAACUCGUUUCUGGACGAGAGGCAGCAGGACAUUCCUCAGUUCCAUCGGAUAGGUCAGCGAUUGCGCCUUCGCAAAUGUGUUUUUCCAUAGGUCACAGGAAGCUGUGCGCAGUUUUGAAAAUCUACCACGGCGGCCACUUAACAAUCUCGUCAAUAGCGGGGCACAAUCGGACAAGAGACCAUCAUCGAAAGGACCCGUGAUUUUGCUUUUUACGUUCUCCACGAUCUGAACAGAACUUUCAAGGGGAUUUCUAGCUGCAUGUUCUUACUGAAUCGUAGUUCAGCUGACCUCUAAAUAAGCAGUCAAAGAACUUGGAGUGAUUUCCUUCAAGCGUGAAUCAUCUCCAUAGAUCUUGCCAAGCAUUUCGCCCAACAUACCACAUAACGUAGUAAAUAAGACCCUGAUCAAAGACGGUUCCUGUAUUGCCGCAAACAAUUUUUGACAAAUGAUAAGGAGAGCAAGGAAGUCGCCAUAUAUGGUACGGGGAAGUUUUUCAGUCUGAAGUACAAAGAGCUCGUUUGUAAGAAAAACAUACCUUAUCCUCAUUAAUUAUGCGUAUAAGUUUUUCACCAAGCGACUGUAUCACAUUCGCGAAAGUUGUCAACUCUCCGAGUGCGUUGAACUCCAAUGAGUUUCCGAAAUGAACUUCCUUUUUACUUAUAGAUUCGAAUGGGUAGAUAUCGACAAUAUCAGACAAUGCAGCGGUGAACAUAUGCAAACAACAUAUCGUUUCAGGCGCUGCAGUGGAGCCGAAAACACCAUUUAGAACCGUCUCAGCUCUGCAGUCGACCUCAUGUCUCACAGUGGUUUGCACCUCCGCAUAAAGUCUACUAAACUCUGUUGAGCACUUCUUCAUGAUGUCCACACUUACAUCCUCAUCCACGUGGUUCGCAAUUUUGAAAAGUAAUGCGAGAAGCUUGAACGUGGUAGAAAAAUUCGGUUUCAACAAGUUACCCUCGUUGAUAUCGUCAGUCUUUUUAAUAAAAUCGGUCAAUAGUGCAGAUAGCUGUGACCAUGUCUUGAGUACUGACUGCUUAUCAAAAACAUUAAUGUGCUCUUCUACGACACCGCAGAUAUGGUUGAGCCGUUCCAAAACAAUGCCAUCAGUCUCGAGCCCACCACAAAGGGUUCCAGGGAUGAUUUCGAGGAAUUCACUGAUCUUAGCUGGUGAUUUCUCUAGCAUGGCUCUAAGUAAAUUCAGUGCUGGCCACUCUCCUACUGAGUUUGCAUGGAUGGAUAGAUUUUGAGCUCGAAAUAGUUGACAAAGGGCACCCUCUAUUUCUUCGACUUUCCUACGGCUCUCACCAAUCCAAGCGCGUAUCUGAAUGAAAAGAAAUCGCGAUUCCCUGUGCCGUGCAUCAGCAUCCUCGAUGGCUUCAAUUCGACGGCCUAAUUCAGCAAAACAAGAGCAUAUCGAGUUCGCGUCAGCUUCACUAAUAGCUUCGUGACCAGCAAUGCGCACAACUUGACCAAGGAAAACGCCAUACUUUAGCAUCAAAUCCGGGGCAUUAGCACAUACAGGAAUCUCUCCUCUUGAAUUCGCAGCUCCGAGAAUUGAACAAAUCAGAGGAAAUACGUGCGUCAGUGCACCAUUGUUAAAAACUCGAUGAGGUCGUGGAUCAGUGAGAUAGUCUGAAAAAUCCGUGCUGGCUCCUUUCAAUACAAGAUUAAAGCUUUUUUCCUGGACCGGCUUGGCUAUCUCGGCCUCGAUUAUCUUUUCAUCUUUGUACGCCACAACAGGUUUGCCAACCAAGAAGCAUAGGAAGCAAACGAUUAGCUGAAAAAUAUAACUGUUAAAGCUAGUGAGUGUCGUCGAAGCCACAGAACUGAUUACCUCUUCGAAUCUCUCAUCAACACUGGAAGGAGACGAGGUGAUUAGAGCAGUAUAUGCAGAGAUUAUAGGUGCUGGUGUAGGCAACUUGUUUAUGACAGCAUGAGAUCGCAGAGGUUUUGAAAAUGUUGCAAAAAGUUUGUCUCGCAAGACACCGCUGCUUAGCUUCGGUGCGACGAAACUGAUGAAUGAAGUCCAAGCUCCUAAACAGAUUACCACCGCUUCUCUAUCAGAAAUUUUGAACCAAGUUUCCAUAGUAGUAAAGAAAUCGUUCCAAUCUUUAGCUGGCAUCUUUGUUCCAAAAAGCGUCACAGUCAGUUUGCAAUAUGCAAGCCACAACGAUGCACCGUAGAAAACGAUCUCUGCACUAUAGAGCUCAUUUAG
Haemonchus placei is the source of this 4650-nucleotide messenger RNA. Lineage: Eukaryota; Metazoa; Nematoda; Chromadorea; Rhabditida; Trichostrongylidae. The record is from the annotation of a GenBank genome assembly.